Molecule: messenger RNA, 4150 nt
Organism: Chiloscyllium plagiosum (whitespotted bambooshark)
Lineage: Eukaryota; Metazoa; Chordata; Chondrichthyes; Orectolobiformes; Hemiscylliidae
Source: RefSeq, a predicted model, not a curated record
UCUUAGACAAGAGCUCAUGUCAAUGUGCUUCUUGGGUCAGUGGGCAAGGAGUUUGACGGAGGACAGAGGGCCCAUGCUUUUCCACCCUCUCUCUGACCGACUCGGCUGAUCCCUACCCGAGAACAGCCUCUGUGAAUCCUGGCUCCUUUCUGACAAAGAAUUCCCUGCCCUCGCGACCUUGCGGUCCCCAACAGCUUCUCUGUAGGUCGCCGUCUGUCCUGCCAGUCAGACGGAGCUAUGGGCUUUGCCGAUAUCCUGGAGAGGGUCGGGAGCGUUGGAAGGUUCCAAGUCAUCCACAUUUGCAUGCUGUCCUUCCCAGUGCUGUUCAUGGCUAGCCACAACAUCCUUCAGAACUUCGUGGCCAUAGUGCCCGACCAUCACUGUCGCGUCCACUUAAUGGGUUUGAACGGAUCAAGGUAUGUGAACAUCACAGGCCAGCCGCAGAUGGAAGGGCUGCUCCACGCCUUCAUCCCCCUGGACCAGGAUCAGCAGCCGGAGCGAUGCCUGGUGUAUUCCUCACCCCAGUGGCAUCUCCUGAACCUCAGCGAGAUCCAGGGCAACGCCACGGAGCUUGGCACUCGGACCUGCCCGGACGGCUGGACAUACGACACGUCCAGGUUCAAAGCCACAAUCGUUUCAGAGUGGGACCUCGUCUGCAACAGUAAGUCUCUGAGACAAAUGGUGCAGUCUGUCUACAUGGGUGGAGUGCUGGCGGGGUCUAUCGUACUGGGAUGGCUUUCAGACAGGUUCGGGAGGCGGAGUCUCCUGCUGUGGUCCCACUUCCAGAUGGCAGUGUCGGGAACCUGCGCUGCGUUCUCCUCCUCCUAUCCCUUGUUCUGCUUCUGGAGGUUUCUCUGUGGGAUGGCACUGUCAGGGAUUAUCCUCAACAUCUUCUGCCUGAGUCUUGAAUGGAUCCCGAUGAGAGUGCGAACCAUGGUUUCAACUUAUUUCAAUUAUUCCUACACAUUUGGUCAGCUGAUCCUGGCUGGCAUAGCUUUCGCAAUCCGAGACUGGCGCUGGCUUCAGUUCACCGUGGCUGUUCCGUUUUAUAUCUUCUUUCUGUCCUCAUGGUGGUUCCCGGAGUCAGCACGGUGGCUCAUUCUGAAUGGCAAGGCUGAUGUGGCUCUGAAACAUCUCAAACGGGUUGCAAAACUGAACCGCAAGGAGGAAGAUGGGGAGAAACUCACCACUGCUGUCCUCAAGUCCAGUAUGGAAAAGGAGAUUUCAAACGUCAAGGGAAAAUACAGUGUGCUGGACCUGUUCAAAACACCUGUCAUGUGCAAGACAGCCUACUGUACUAUGCUUGUUUGGUUUUCAACCAGUUUUGCCUAUUACGGGCUAGCGAUAGACCUGCAAGGAUUUGGCGUUGAUAUUUACCUCAUCCAGAUCAUUUUCGGAGCCGUGGACAUCCCAGCAAAGCUCAUUGGGGUUGUGACGUUAAGUUAUAUCGGCCGCCGGUUCACACAAGGUACCUCCCUCAUCCUGGCGGGGAGCAUCAUUAUCACAAACAUCCUCAUUCCAAAAGACAUGGAGACCCUGCGAACGUCAUUCGCUGCUAUUGGGAAAGGAUGUCUCGCAACGGCGUUCAGCUGCUGCUAUCUCCAUGCUGGUGAACUCUACCCAACUGUGGUCAGGCAGACAGGAAUGGGUCUCGUGACCACCAUGGCCCGCAUCGGAGCGAUGGUGGCACCGGUUGUGAAAAUAACGGGCGAUUACGUUGCGUUUCUGCCGAUGGCGACCUACGGCGGCAUGGCGAUAAUCUCCGGAAUUGCCGGCUUUCUGCUUCCGGAGACUCUCAAUGUCCCACUGCCAGACACCAUCGAGGAGGUGGAGAACAGGAAGAAUCCUAUUCAGACUGAGAACCGGCCCAUUGACAUUACGCUCACUCCUGAAGGAUUGUCACUGUAUGGACCAGACCAAACUCCCUCAAAAUAUCACCGACCAGAAGAAGGUGACUGUUUGGUUAUCACCAUCUUACUUGAGGACUGCAGGAGGUAUGGGAGGAGGACAGGACUGAGCAAGGACCUAGACAGUGGAGGAGACACCUGCCUGCCUCUGGAUCGGCUCUCUCCUCCUCUGGGUCACCUCUCCGGCAGACCGACGGUGUCAUUACUGGCAAUCUCCAUGGGGUUCGAAGAUAUCCUGGAGGAUGUCGGAAGUAUGGGGAAGUUCCAAAUCAUCCACAUUUUGUUGCUGGUGUUGCCAUCGUUUCUCUCACCUAGUCACAACCUGCUUCAGAACUUCGUGGCUGUUGUUCCUGAUCAUCACUGCAGGAUCCCUUUGGAAGUGAAUGACUCGAGGUACGCCAAUGUCACGGGGAGGCUGCAGACGGAGGAACUUCUCCGGGUUUUCAUCCCUCUGGACCAGGACCAACAGCCGGAGAAAUGCCUGAUGUACUCCUCACCUCAAUGGCACCUUCUGGAUCUCAACGGGACGCACGCAAACGUGACUGAGUACCACACGCAGAAGUGCACUGACGGGUGGACCUAUGACAACUCUAAGUUCAAAGCCACAAUUGUCACAGAGUGGGACCUUGUCUGCAACUGGAAAUCCCUGAAGCGGAUCACACAAUCGAUCUACAUGGCCGGAUUGCUGGUGGGAGCCAUUGUCCUGGGCAGGCUUUCUGACAAGUUCGGGAGGCGGACUUUCCUGCUGUGGUCCCAUUUCCAGUUAGCUGUCUCCGGAACCUGUUCUGCGUUCGCCUCCUCCUAUCCCUUAUUUUGCUUUUGGAGGUUCCUCUGUGGAGUGGCACAGUCGGGGAUCAUACUCAAUGCUUUCUCCCUCAAGGUCGAAUGGAUCCCAACAAGAUUUCGAACGCCUAUUUCAAUGCUGAGUGGUUUUCUUUACACCUUUGGUCAACUACACCUGGCUGGUUUAGCGUAUGGAAUCCAAGACUGGCGGUGGCUUCAGUUCACAGUGUCUCUACCUUACUUCAUUUUCUUCCUUUACUCUUGGUGGUUCCCGGAGUCUGCUCGCUGGCUCAUUCUGAACGACAAGGCUGAUGUCGCUCUGAAACAGCUCAGGAGAGUGGCAAAAAUGAAUGGCAAGGAGGAGGAGGGGGAAAAACUCACUAUCGAAAUUCUGAAGUCAAAUAUGGAAAGUGAACAGUUGGUCAACAACAACAGGCGCAGUGUGUUAGAUCUGUUCCGGACUCCUGUCAUGCGCAAGAUAGCCUGCUGUACCAUGCUUGUUUGGUUUUCGACCAGUUUUGCCUAUUACGGGUUGGCGAUAGACCUGCAAGGAUUUGGAGUUGAUAUUUACCUCAUCCAGCUGAUUUUCGGAGCUGUAGACAUCCCAGCGAAACUGCUUGCAUUUCUCUUCAUGAGCCUGAUCGGAAGAAGGUUCACACAAGCCACUUCACUUAUCCUGGCAGGGAGCUUUAACCUGGUGAACAUCUUUGUCCCAAAAGAGAUGCAGUCCUUACGAACGUUAUUCGCUGCCCUUGGGAAAGGGUGUCUAUCCGCAGCCUUCAGCUGUUGCUAUCUCUUUUCAGGUGAACUCUACCCUACUGUGGUCAGGCAGACAGGAAUGGGGCUCGUGAGCACAAUGGCCCGCGUUGGGUCCAUGUUAGCACCUAUCGUAAGGAUGAGCGGCGAUUACGUCUCGUUUCUGCCCAUGACCAUAUACGGCGGGAUGGCAAUAAUAGCGGGAAUUGCUGCCUUUCUCCUGCCUGAAACACGGAACACCCCUUUACCGGAAACUAUCGAAGAAACAGAAAACAGAACAAUAAAAGAUGCUGAAAAGGCCAAGGACUCCAAGAGGGCUGAUGUUGCACUCCAGGAAACCUACCUAUCAUUGAUGAAACAGACUGUGUAACCAAACACAACAACAACCAGUUUUCUUCAGUGUCUACAGAUGUAGUGUAGCCGAAGAAAACAGAAAGUGUAAUUGAUACUCAGCAGAGAGAAAGAGAGACAGUUAAGGCUUGAAUCUGGAACAUUAACUCUGUUUUCUUCUGUACAGUUGCUGCCAGAUCUGCUGAGUUUCUCCAGCACUUUCUGUUUUUACUGCAGAUCCUCAGCACCCACUGUAUGGUGCUUUUAUUAUACUGUGUGGCAUGUGUCUGCUUAAGAGUCAUUCAGUCAUACAGCACAGAAACAGACCCUUUAUUCCAACCGGCCCAUGCCGACCAUAAUCCUAAACUAAACUA